Messenger RNA from Oncorhynchus keta (chum salmon), 1421 nucleotides. It is a transcript of the gene sirt3, whose product is annotated as sirtuin 3. The coding region runs from base 220 to 1290 and encodes 356 amino acids. The transcript is spliced from 7 exons. Gene Ontology annotation, molecular function: NAD+ binding. The record is from RefSeq and is a predicted model, not a curated record. NCBI's taxonomy places the organism in Eukaryota, Metazoa, Chordata, Actinopteri, Salmoniformes, Salmonidae.
CAAAGGUAACCGGAGCAACAACAGACUAAUGCAGCGGCUCACAUUUGUUUUGAGCGAAUGUUGUGCAUUAUGAAAUGUAGCUAAAGCUUAGGAGAGUUGUGCUAUUGAAAUGGUUCUUAUUGUGUAAAAACAUGCGCUUUAAUUGCCUGCUUCCAAAAUGAAGAUGCGGCUCUAGAGAAAGCUACAGAUAUACUGUGUAUUUCUUGCACUUAUUGCACUAUGACUUAUUUCAUGUCCUCCCCACUGGUCCACAAGGGCAGGUUAUAUCUGUAUCAUACUAUUACAUCAAGUACAGCUAGAUUCAUCAAAGUGAAACAUCAACAGCAAAGAACAUUAUUCCUCGCUCCAAGGCAAAGGGAUGUCCACGGUCUACGUCCAAGCCAAGACAGGACAGUCUGGUGGCCUGGGUUUCGAGGACUGUUCUGUAGAGGAGGAGUGGAGGACUCCAAGCAGCAGACGCUAGAGGACCUCACUAAGAACAUCAGAGGCGGACAGUACAAGAGGAUCAUAGUGAUGGCAGGGGCUGGGAUCAGCACACCUAGUGGGAUCCCAGACUUCAGGUCCCCUGGCAGUGGUCUCUAUGACAACCUCCAGCAGUAUAAUCUUCCUUAUGCAGAAGCCAUCUUCGAGAUCAACUACUUCCAUCACAACCCCAACCCUUUCUUUGCCCUGGCCAAAGAGCUGUACCCAGGCAACUACCAACCCAACCUCACACACUAUUUCAUACGUCUCCUUCAUGACAAGGGCCAGCUCCUCAGAAUGUACACGCAGAAUAUCGACGGCCUGGAGAGACUGGCAGGAAUCCCCCCUGAGAAACUGGUGGAGGCACACGGCUCGUUUGCUACUGCUACCUGUACUGUGUGUCUCAGAGUCUACAAGGGGGAGGAGCUACGUCCUGAUAUUAUGAAGGGGACAGUCCCUAAAUGUCCCACUUGUAAGGGUGUGGUGAAGCCUGACAUUGUCUUCUUUGGGGAGGAACUACCUCCUCACUACUUCAGCUACCUGAAGGACUUUCCCCUGGCAGACCUCCUCAUUAUCAUGGGAACCUCUCUGGAGGUGGAGCCCUUUGCCAGUCUGGCCGGAGCUGUGAGGGACUCUGUCCCUCGUCUACUUAUCAACAGAGACCUGGUGGGGCCCUUCGCUUGGGGGACCCCGCGACACAAUGAUGUGGCCCAGCUAGGGGAUGUGGUCGGUGGGGUGCAGAUGCUGGCUGAUGUCCUGGGCUGGAACCACCAGCUGGAGGCUCUCAUGGCUGCCAAUGCUAAGAAGGCUACAGAGGAGGAGGAAUGAGACGGGUCAGUGUCUUUAAGAUACUAUUCAGAAUGCCUCACCACUGCAGUCCACCUCAGUGCACCUGCCUCACCGCUGCAGUCCACCUCAGUCCACCUGCCUCACCACUGCAGUCCACCUCAGUCCACCUG